Molecule: messenger RNA, 3939 nt
Organism: Spodoptera litura
Lineage: Eukaryota; Metazoa; Arthropoda; Insecta; Lepidoptera; Noctuidae
Source: RefSeq, a predicted model, not a curated record
GUGCCCCGCGCUACCACGCUCGACACCUGCGAACUCACGCGUAACGCAACCGUUUGCGUUCUCGGUGUGUACCUCUAAGUUUGAAGUAUACUGAAACUACUUUACAUCUGUGGAUCUUAGGUUCUUCUUGUGAAUCCGACUUAUUAGUGAAGUUUAAGUAAAGUGACUCGUUUCAAGUUUGGUAAAUAAUUACCUGUUAAAGUAAAAAUUGCACUGUUUCUUCACAUUUUGAAACGCGUCGUGUGUGCGGGGCUGCGGGCAUGCCUCCGCAGCGGUAGCGGCAGCAUGCGCGCGCUCACCCUGUGUCUCGCGCUGCUCUCACUGGCGCACCAUGGCCAGGCUCAAGCUAUCCAGGACAGUCGCUGCUACCUGAUGAAUGGCGGUGCUGUCGAGAGCUUCUUCAUCAGCGAGGAUACACCUGUCGGCAGCAUCAUUGGUACACUCAGUGUGAAUGGCGACCCGGCCGAGGAGCAGGGCGAUAUAUCGCUGCGGCUGCAGGAGAAGGGCGCGGCCGUGGGCAUCGCGCCCGGCACCAAGAACCUCACGCUGCUGCGCGCGCUCGACCGCGAGGAGAAGCGGGGGCCCUCCAACGUGUACGUCAACGUGCGCUGCGAUAGGAGACGAACCACUGACCCCAGCUUCAUCAUCCCGGUGUCGGUGCGCGUGUGGGACGUGAACGACAACGCGCCGCAGUGGGCGGGCGCGCCGUACCGCGUGCGGCUGUCGGAGCUGACGGCGCCCGGCACGCGCGUGGCCGUGGGCGCGCGCGCGCUCGACGCCGACCAGCCCGGCCCGCACGCCACCAUACACUACUCCGUGCUGCCCGGGCCCAACCAUGAGUACCUGGGAUUCUCCAACGAGUUGGACAGCGUGUUGGUGGUGAAGAAACCCCUGGACUAUGAGACUCUGAGUAACUUCACGGUCACGCUGCGUGCUCAGGACGCUGGCACUCCCCCGCUACAUAACGAUACAGUUCUGCAAGUACAAGUACUGGAUGCUGAUGACCAAAACCCUAAGUUCACACAUGACCACUACACUGCUACUCUACCUGAAGAUGCAAAAGAGGGUGCGAUACUAGUGACAUCACCAGGACCAAUAUCAGCCGCAGACCAAGACGUGGGAAUCAAUGCACCGCUGCAGUACUCCGCCACCGGCGAUAAUGGACGACUGCUGGUGGUGGACAAAGAUACAGGACAGAUCACUGCCACUAAGCAACUCAUCGAUGAGCUAAGCCAACCUAUAACUAUUGUUAUUAAGGCGACGCAAGUAGAUAACUCAGACCGCUACGCGCUGGCGACGCUGAGCGUGAGCCGCGACGUCGCGCGUGGCGCCGGCGUUCGGUUCCGGCGGCGGCAGUACGGCGCCGCCGUCAGCGAGGCCGCGCCGCCCGGACACACGCUGCUCACUCUGACCACCGCGCCGCCCGGACACAAUAACCUCCAGUUCUACGUGUCGGACCGCUCGUUCCUCGAUAAGUUCGCCAUCAAUAGCGCAGGCGAGGUGGUGCUACGCCGCCCACUCGACUAUGAGACUGCAGACUCUUAUCAUUAUCAAGUCAUGGUGACCGAUGGUGUCUCGAAUGACACAGCAUCAAUAAACAUAACAGUAUUAAACGUGAAUGAGUGGGAGCCGAGGUUCCGAUACCCGCAGUACGAGUUCCGAGUGGAGGAGGAUCCGCAGGACGACGUCGAGUUGCUGCCGGUCGGGAAACUCGACGUGUUCGACGGAGACAAGCGGGACACUGUCACUCUGUCACUGCGCGGCUCCGGCGCUGACGCGCUGUACGUGGACGGCGCGGGCGCGAUGUUCGUGCGCGGCGCGGCGCUGCGCUCGCUCAACUCCUCCGUGUUGCACGUCGUCGCCACCGCCGUCGACUCGGGGGCACCGCCCCGACAGACAUCGGUGCCGGUGACGGUACACCUGAGCGAGCGCUUGCUGCAGGCGAGCGGUGACGCCGGCAGUGUGUCCCGGGGCGGGGCGGGGCCCGUCAUGGCGGUGUUCGCCUGCGCACUGGCCGCCCUGGCCCUGCUCGUGUGUGCACUGCUCGGGUACAUUUACAGAGUGCGUCGUCGGUCAAAGCGCAGUGCGGGUGGCUCGGGCCCUGGUUACGUGACGCACGAAAAGCCACUAGCAGAUCCUAUCACCCCUACAUCACACCCAACCAGUGCUACCAGUAACACCCACGUGAGUGGGACUGCUGGGGCUUCGGGGCCAGCAGCGACGUUGCCCACCAGUGGCAGUACCGGGGCGCUGCGGCCCGCGGGGUCGUCCGGCUCACUACUGAGUGUGAGUGCGGGGGCCAGUACUAUACUCGCCAACUCUACCUCCAGCCUGGACCUGCAACAAGACCAACAGACUGUUACACGUGGAGCGCAGCCGAAUAGACAGAGGGGAAGAGCUGACGGACGCGACCAACCCCGCGGUGGCCGACCACAUGAACCUCACCGUCUACUUCUGACCGCCGCGCCGCACGACGCGACAUCGGAUCACGAUGCAGAGACCAAGGCACGCUCGGAGAUGACUAAUACCAAGCGCGCUCAAGACUCCUGUAAAUAUAAUAAAGGAGACAACGCAUUCAGCGAUAGUAGUACAUCGGAGAAAAAAGUUUUACAUGACCGGUAUGCAGAAAGUGAAAAUAACUUUAGUAACGCAAUGACAUCGUCGAACAUCGCAAAUGUAAAUAAUGUUCCUCUACCAGGAUCGACGACCAAAAAUUAUUACCAAGGAAGUCCUGCUAAAACUGAUCCCCUCACAGCCGCUCUCAACACUGUCGGGGUGCCAGUGUACAGCAACCCGGUAGCUGACAGUUAUUUAUUCACCAGCAACCAUGACCCGGCACACUACUACAUCCCUGGUUUAAGUGAACCCUCUUCACCUUCCAACUAUCCGACCAUGCUCAUGCCACAUCCUGGACAUCCCAGUCAUGCUAUCGUUUUUGAAAAUGAAUCGAGGCCACCGAGAAACCGUCCGAUUCCAACUCACAUUUUAGUCACAGCUAGUAACAAUAAACGUACGAAGCACCUGAAGCCCCCAUCUAAUAGCAAACUUAAAACUAAACCAGUAACAAUACUUACUCCUGUUACGUUUCCUGUACAAUCUUCAAGUCAGUCUGCUUUAUUCCAUCCAAGUUCUCCCUAUGCUGCACCGAUGCCAGCUAGUCACGUGCGACACCCAGCAGCGCAAACAAAGCAAAACGAGCCGAUAUCCACCAUAACUGGUGCUCAGUACAGUACCCCCCCGUCUGCUCCGAUGCUGCUGGAGGAGGUCCCCGCUCCCCCGAGUGCGCGCAGUGCCCCCCCGGCGUACGCCAGCAUAGACCCCAAGAAGCUGCGCGCCAUGCACGUCCGGCCCGCCGUGUUCUCGCGCGGCGCCGUGCCCGGCCUGCGACAGUACCAAUUGUUGUGACAGCCCUCGGGCCGGGGAGCCGCGCGUGACAAUCUGGUCAAAUAAAAAUGUUAGCCAAAUAUGUUAAACUUUAUUACUUAGGUAGGUCCUUUUAUAUUAUAUUACAUUAUCAUGACUUUUGCGAUAGACGACGAAAGCUUUAUUAUUAUUGCAGUGAAACCACUUUAGAUUUACAAUGAGGACAAGUUUAUUGAUUGUUUGAUGUAAGUAUUAGGAUACUGUAAAACUAAAGGAUAAGCUAUAGGCUGUGGGUGGAGUACCAUUGACCAAAUAAAUACAUGUACCUGCGCGGUACGUGUUGUCGUGUAGUAGUAUCAAAAUGAGAACCAUGUGUUUAAGUGUUGAGCGAUGUUUGUUAAAUAAUACUUUGUACUCAAUUCCUUUGUAUAGUAAUCAAAUCAGUUAAACUGAUCAAUAACAUUAUUAAUUAUAAACUUACGAACUGUAAUAAAUUGUAAAUACUAAAAUAUAUAAGUUAAGUAGUUUUAUACAAAAACAAAAUGUUUGCUUUCUAGCAAACUGAUUAGUUGUCCG